This is a messenger RNA of Sesamum indicum (sesame), 1618 nucleotides long. RefSeq names its product ATP-dependent caseinolytic (Clp) protease/crotonase family protein. The record is from RefSeq and is a predicted model, not a curated record. NCBI's taxonomy places the organism in Eukaryota, Viridiplantae, Streptophyta, Magnoliopsida, Lamiales, Pedaliaceae. Gene Ontology annotation, molecular function: 3-hydroxyisobutyryl-CoA hydrolase activity. Gene Ontology annotation, biological process: L-valine catabolic process.
AUGCUCAAUCUGUUCUUAAGGAAGGAUUCAUGUUUUCUUGAGACAAUGGAUCCAAUUGGAGCCCUCCAACUUAGAUUCUUGAUUUCUGCCUUCUUUCAUCUGUCAAGAUUGAAGAUUUUUUCGGUUCUUGUUCUUACACUAGUCUGUGGAUCUAUGUUACUUACUUUUACAUUAGAAUUCUGGGAUAGUGCAUAAGGUCUUCCUGUUGUUUAUCUUUUUGGAUAAAGAUAAUUGAUAUUCAGAUGGCGCAGGUGGCUGAAAAUCCAAAUGAAGAGGUUGUUCUUGGUGAGGAAAUAGGCCAUGCAAGAGUGAUUACUUUGAACCAGCCUCGACGACUGAAUGUUAUAUCAUCUGACGUGGUUGCUUUGCUGGCAAAGCUUCUGGAAAAGUGGGAAAAAGAUGAUGAAGCAGAACUUAUACUCAUCAAGGGAUCUGGGCGUGCUUUCUCAGCGGGAGGGGAUCUGAAAAUGUUUUAUGAUGGAAGGACAUCAAAGGAUUCAAAUCUUGAAGUGGUUUAUAGAAUGUAUUGGCUUUGUUACCACAUCCAUACAUACAAGAAACCAGAGGUUGCUCUAGUUCAUGGAAUUUCUAUGGGAGGAGGUGCAUCCUUAAUGGCCCCAAUGAAGUUUUCUGUUGUCACAGAAAAAACUGUUUUUGCAACUCCAGAGGCAAGCAUUGGGUUUCAUACUGACUGCGGUUUUUCAUACAUGCUCUCCCGCCUCCCCGGGCAUCUAGGGGAAUUUUUGGGCUUAACUGGGGCAAGGCUGAAUGGUGCAGAACUGGUUGCAGCAGGGCUUGCCACUCAUUUUGUCCCUUCCGAGAAAUUGGCAGAGCUAGAGAAGCGAUUGAUAAGUUUAAACAGUGGUGAAGACAAUGCUGUCAACUCUGCCAUCCAGGAAUUCUCUGUUAAUGUUCAGAUUGAUGAAAACAGUGUCCUGAACAAGAAAACAAUCAUCGAUGAGUGCUUCUCCAAGGAUUCUGUGGAGGAGAUCAUAACAUCAUUUGAAGCUGAGGCGAGCAAGGAAGGAAAUGGAUGGAUACUUACAUUCCUUAAAGGCCUAAAGAGGUCAUCGCCAACAGCAUUAAAGAUAACACUGCAGUCGAUUCGUGAGGGAAGGAAGCAGACGCUGUCCGAAUGCCUGAGGAAAGAGUUCCGCAUCACAAUGAAUAUCCUUCGUUCUGUAAUAUCCCCUGAUGUUUACGAGGGUAUUAGAGCUGUUACAAUCGACAAGGAUAACGCCCCAAAGUGGGAUCCCCCGAGUCUCGAGAGCGUGGAUGCAGAAAAAGUCAAACAGGUAUUUCGGCCGUUUGAACAAGAAUUUGAGCUCAACAUUCCAACAGGAGAUGAUUCUAGGUGGGAAGGAAAAUAUGAAGAUUCACCAUAUGCAACUUCUAAGUGAGUGAAGAACCACAUAUUUAUAUACAAAACACACUAUCUAAGAGGUAAGGGAGAGUGCGGACGAUUGCCUGGCACAACUUGCAAGAGGUCUUAAUCAAUGCCAGUGAAGAACAGAUGUUUCGACUUAAUGGUUUGUCAUAUCAAUAAUCAAAUAUACGAAACGUGGAGUUAUUAUGUAUUAUUCACGAGCUUAUUACGAACAAAGUCAAUUCUUACUCC